AUAUACUAACAUAUAUACUAGUAUAUACUAAUAUUAUACUAACGAUUUAGAUGAAAAGGUAAAUGAAAGUCAACAAAUCAAUGAAGAAGUAUCAGGUAUCCUACAUCCAUGUUUAGCGUGUAGUAAGGUAAUUUUCCUACAGGAGCCCAUCGUUGUGUAUAAUGUACCAAGCCAGUUCAUUUAUUUGGCUGUUCGGUAAAAAAUAUAGAUAGUGAUAAGGGAUAUGGUGAGACACGGAUUUGUUUGACCUGUGUAGAAUGUAAUACAGAAACAAAUGCAGAAGAACAAUGGCAAAAGAAAAGAAAGUCAACAGCAUUUAAAAAUAGUCGAUCUAAAAAAUCUUACCUUAAUCCACAGGCAGGAUUUGAGAAACUCGAUCUCAACAAAAAAGGAUCAGAAAAACAAAUUGUAUUUUUAAAAAAUGGAAAUACUUUUAACAACAAGCCUCAAACAGUAAAAAACAUAGGAAAGUUAUAUUAAGAAAUACUUGUUCUGUUGAUUCUAUAUUAACAUCUUUGGCCUAUGCAGCUGCAGACAAUAGUAACUAUCUCUCAUUCUUGAUAAAACAUGAAACAUCUGACAAAACAGCAAAAUUUAUAACUAGAAUUUUAAGUACAAAAAAUUUAAAAAAAACUAAUUUGUAUACAAAACGAAUAGAAUAAUUGGCACUGCAUUACCCAUAUAAUGAUAAAGAACAUACUCUAGUAGGUAAUAUACAACUAAUUGAUGUUAUGGGGACAUUAACAUCUACAGCAACUAAACUAUUCAAUAAAUUGCCAUCAUAUACAAAAUUGAAUGUUUGCAAAAAUAUGUUAUGUCCUAAUUAUAUGAUUGUACAAAAAUACCCAGUCCUUUCGUUAUGUGCUUUUGAUGGUUACAUUAAUGUACAAGAAGAAAUUGAAAAAUACUUUUCUACUGAAAAAGAAACAGAUUGUAUUGAAUUUCCAUCAAGAAGGAAACACACAAUCAAUGCCAAAUCCCAUUUAUUGAUUGAGCUUAUGUCACUUCCAAAAGAACUUGAAGCAUCAACGAGUUAUGGAGAUAUUACUAAAAUCUGUAAUGUUCCACAAAAUUAUGCAAAAACAGUUUUAUGGGACUUGGAGGAAAUACCAAAAAUGUUAAUAAUAAGAACCAAAAAAUACUAUUUAAGAAGUGCAAUCGUAUUUGUAAGUGGGGGUCGCUCUGGUUUAAGAGUAUCCACUGGACAUUAUAAGUAAAUGGUAC
Molecule: messenger RNA, 1224 nt
Organism: Sipha flava (yellow sugarcane aphid)
Lineage: Eukaryota; Metazoa; Arthropoda; Insecta; Hemiptera; Aphididae
Exons: 2
Coding region: 732-1217 (161 amino acids)
Source: RefSeq, a predicted model, not a curated record